UUUCAUCCAUCCGGAACACGUCACUCUAUAAAUAUGCUAGCCUGGUUUAGGAAACCUGGACUGACUGACCGCCUGCAAGUAACCGCAUAACGUAAAAAACAAAAUGGAGGAGUUAGAUGCUGCGCAAGUUCAAAUCUUGAAAAGGGCGUUCGAUGCUUUCGACCGCGACCACAAAGGCCAGAUCAGCACAGACUUCAUCGGCACCAUCCUGGAGAUGAUCGGCCAUAUGCUGGAUGACGACGACCUGAAAGAACUCAUUGCGGAGUACGAUAAAGAUGGCACUGGAAUGUUGGAGUUCAAGGACUUCUGCUCUCUGGCAUCCAGGUUCAUGACGGAGGAAAUGGAUGAGGAGGCCCUUAUAGCAGAAUUAAGAGAAGCGUUUAGGUUAUACGACAAAGAAGGUAACGGGUACAUAACGACGGACGUGCUGGCUGAGAUCUUCAAGGAGUUGGACAAUACGCUGACAGCAGAGGAGAUCGACAACAUGAUCACAGAGAUCGACUCUGAUGGUUCAGGGACUGUGGACUUUGAUGAGUUCCUAGCUGUAAUGACAGGAGAAUAAGAACAAAUCCUAGAAUCUAGAUUGUAUUUAGCUUAAGAAAAACUCUUUUGUU
Messenger RNA from Aricia agestis (brown argus), 614 nucleotides. RefSeq names its product troponin C, isoallergen Bla g 6.0101-like. Lineage: Eukaryota; Metazoa; Arthropoda; Insecta; Lepidoptera; Lycaenidae. Gene Ontology annotation, molecular function: enzyme regulator activity; calcium ion binding. The transcript has 6 exons. The record is from RefSeq and is a predicted model, not a curated record. The coding region runs from base 104 to 562 and encodes 152 amino acids.